Messenger RNA from Pecten maximus, 5791 nucleotides. Its product is annotated as coiled-coil domain-containing protein 154-like. The record is from RefSeq and is a predicted model, not a curated record. NCBI's taxonomy places the organism in Eukaryota, Metazoa, Mollusca, Bivalvia, Pectinida, Pectinidae. The transcript has 19 exons. Bases 97 to 2544 code for a protein of 815 amino acids.
CUGGAAUUAUCACUGUCAUCUGUGUACCUAUUGAUAAAUACUGAAUUUUUAAAGUCAGAAGUGAAAAAAAAAAAACCUCAAUGAGUUUCUCAGAGCAUGGAAAAUACGCUUUUUUGGAGAAAAUUGCAUGAUGCACCGAGAUACCUGAAGAAUCCGAGUCCUCAAUCCAAAAUGGCUGUACCAGCUAACAGAGUCCGGCCCCCGGCCCAGCUCCAGUCUCGGUACAGCCAACUUCCAAACAUUAACACGCCUCGAGACGGACAGCUGGUCCCUGUCCAGGGCCGCAAGACAAGUCCAGGGUAUAUCAACUCCCUGGACGCUGAAGGAGACGAACGUCUUAGACAGGUGGAAGUCCGACUGUCAGUGGCAGAGAAAUCCAACCGAGCUCUUCUAGAGGAGGUGUUACGACUACAAGGGGACAUAAAAUCAUCUUCACGAAGGAAUGAAGACAUCCUCAGGGACGAGAGAAGCUCCAGACAAAAUCUUGAGUCAGCCAUUAAAAUUAGCAAUGAACUUAUAUCUCAACUUGGAACACGGAUUAAAGAAGCAGAAGAAAAGCUACAUGACGAAAAGUCAGCAUUAUCAUCUCUUGUUAAUCAUACCAAAGGAGUGGAACAGGCAGUGAAGAGCAGUCAAAAUGAACUCCUCACCAAGAGAGAUCUUCAAUCAUCAAAGAUAUCAGAAAUGCGAGUUGAUCUGGAUGAGGUUUUACAAGCUAAGUCCCAGCUGGAAAGAGUUGCAUUUCAGCUCGCUGAUGACAUUCGUGGCUUAAAAAUGAAGGUGGAUUCACAAGCCUCUGAUUUCACUGCGGUGUCAGGGGAUUUAAAAAACAAAUCCAAGAAGUUGGAGGAUGAAAACCGAGCACAGGAAGAGAAGCUGGAUGCCCUCAGAAAGCACACAUCUCUGCAAUCCCAGUCUGAACAACAGGCUACACUUCUCCGAGGACAGGUAGAAACCAGAUUAACAGAACUACGCGAUGUCCUGGUGGACGUACGCUCAAAACAGGAAAAUGAAGUUGUUGAGAGGCGUUCACUGGAACAAAGUAUGCAACAAAAGGUCAACGAGCUACAACAGUCAUUAUCAGAGGCAAAUCGUAAGCGAGAAGAGACUGUCCACUCUAUGGACAUGGUGCUACGCGAGCGUGAACAUGCUACACAAGCCGAUCGCCUGACCUUGACAACCAAGGUCGCUGAUACUGUGGAGGACCUUAAUAAGAAAUUGAUGGAAAAAGACAUCAAAAUCCGGGGGGAGGUUCAGGAUAGGUACCUCCAGCUGGAGCGGGUUCUACAGCAGGACCAAACAACGCGACGAGAAUAUGAGAGGGCCACACAUGAUGAGCUGGAAAAGAGGCUUGCUGCAUUGAAGAAGGUUCAAGAUGAGCAAUCUGUCGAAAUCAAAGAGCUCAUGAAGACCGAAAAAGGAAAGACGAAAACCACUUUAGGAAAACUAGAUGACUCCAUUACCAUUCUUGAGAAACAGGUGCUAGAGACAAAAAAGUCUUUUGAGAAGGUGAUGGCUGCUGAGAUCAGUCAAAGGAAAAUACAUGAAAGAGAUACAGCAGAAAAAAUAGGCAGUGUCAACGAAAAGCUACAGAUAGCGACCUCUACACUGCAGCAGUCUAUAGGGGGGAUAACUCACACCACCAGCAACCAACACGACAAACUUCGCCGCGAAAUGCGUACAUUAUUGGCGGAACAGAAAGAGGCAUCAACAAGAAGCCUGACGGAUCUGGAUGCCAGGAUGAACUUUACGAAAAAUAGAAUGAAUGAUUUGGAAGAGAAACUGGAAGCUAAAGUGGCCUCUUAUAUUGUUAAGUACAAGAAUGAAGAGGAGGCUGAAGAGCGAGAGGCAUCACAAAAUCUGGCAGAGAGUCUACGAGAGAAGGUGGACACAAUAUCAUCCUGGCAGGAUCAGACAUCGCAGACAGUCAAGGAACUAAGUCUAGGAGUACAGCGUCUUCCUGAGGAGAUAUACAGUAUACAAGAGAAACAAACUCUUAUCAAGUCAGAAAUGAAUUCCAGAAUGACGGCUGAGGCAGACUCAAGGAUUAGAGAAAUAGAAAACCUGAAACAGGAGGUACAGAUGCUGAAGAUGAAGCGCGAACCAAAGGCGGCAACCAUAUCCGACAUAGAAAACGUACAGGCUAGUGUUCGUCGACUAGCAGACUCUAUCCAGACUGUAAAGACAGUCCUCGGCAUGAAGAUACAGUCAGAACAAAAACUGCGUACAGACGAUGUUCAGAAGUUGCAUCAGGAGAUUUCAAUUUUAAGAACAGCCAUUGAGCCUCUUGUUAGGAAGCCUCUGCCGCGCUCCUUUGUGAAGGACUCGGCUGCGGGCAGUAGAGCAGACAGUACACCCGAGGUUAAUAAAUGGAGCGUACCCAAUGCCUACAAAUGGUCUGUUUGGAAAGCAAAAUGGAUGUACCUCUUGUGGCAAAUACGUGCUAGGAAAAAGAACUCUAGUCUUGGGAUAUAUCGUCCUGAGAAUCCAAGACCUUCUUCCAACUCGUCAGAGAGGUCAAAUACAGGGGAGACAACCUCAUGAAAAUAUAGUUCCCUUGUUAUCGCAGACUUUGGGGAGAUAGUUCUCAUAUUCUCCUGACAAAGUCCGUCUCAGUGAAGUUUUGAUUCAAAACACCAGCAAUAUUUAACUAAAAUAUAUGACAUAUGGUGAUAUUGGUCUAAAUCCAUGCUUUCCUCUUUUGGGGAACUUUCGAUUACAUGAAAUUUUGUUACCGAAUUGGUAACUAUGUUCGAUUUCGUGUUACUUUAUUACCGCAUCACACUCUGUAGAAUUCCUUGCAAAAGAGGAAUUUUCAGGGAAUGGUGUUAUGUAUAUCAGAUGCAGGAUAUCUUAUACUAAGUACUAAUAAUUAGCAUAUUUAGUGCUCAAAUACUCUGACGUCAUACCAGGAGAAUUAGUAUUUCAGAGUAGUGUAGUAUUUAUGAUUCUAAUCGAUGUGUUACAUUUUUUUUCAAACUUAAUAUUUUCCUUAUAUAAUAAGUUGAUCGCACAUUAAAUCAUUGUUUAUUUGCGAUGUUGAUAUUUGAUGGGAAUUAGGGGUCAGUAGCAUUAUACCAAUUUUCUUAAAUUAUUAUCACUGUAGAUUUAUUAUUAUCCAAAUUACAUACUCCUUGAAAUCUAGUCCUUGCCCCCUUUUCUCAAGCUUUCAGAUUAUUGUAAACGUUCAGACAGAUUGAAAUUACAAAUAAUUAUAUCCUUACAAUUCACCAAGAUUUAAAGUGCUGAUUACUGCGGGAAGUUUAUACUGUUUUUACAUUCAUCUUGAAAUUGAAACGGAGAAUAUACCUCUUUAUUCUUCACACUGAUUAUUGUCAACACUGGGCCUAAUUGAUAUCCCAAAUAUAAUUGUAUUAAUUGCUGUAAUAUUGAGCGUUAGUCCCUUGAUUAUUCCUAAUUCCAUUUAUAUAUUCAUCAAGCAUUUUUUUUGAAUUUCACUCAUUUGUUAGUCUCUCACUGGAAAUUAACACUCUAAUGUUUGUUUAAAAAGGGAAUACUUCAAUAGAAAUAAUUUCCCUUAAAUUUAUUUUGAAUCAGCUGUUUGUAAAAUGUAAAUCGGGUAUUUUUCUUUAACUUUUCUUUUCUUUUCAUAGAUGUACAUUACUGUUACUUUUGACCUUUUGUGUCUUUGUUUGAGUCUCUUGGCUCACUCACACCAAUAGUUUAAGUUGUUAAUUGUAGCGAAACACCUAUAUUAUAUUACACAAGUAGGUUUUCGGCUGUAGAAAUAAUUUGUUAUGUUUAGUUGUAGAUCUGUAUUUACUCCGUCCAACAUGUUUUUGUUUGUUUUUUUAGCUGUGAUUAUUUUCUAUAUCAUGUUUUAACCAAAGCUAUAUUGUGAUAUUUGAUAAACCAUGUCUGACUUCCAUUGUGUAUGUGUCAAUGGCUCAGACCUGGCGAAGCCAUAGAGAAAGUGGAUAAUGGUGUCAAUGUUGACGAAUGUUUGUGGUGUGGUCAGAGAGUAUGUAUGUAUGUAUGUUUCUGAAAGUUUAAGAGAGUAUAAUCAUACACGGAGAAAUUAAAUCUCAUCAUCCAGCAUAUAUAAAUAUAUUAACAUCCAAUAGGCGGCAAAGUCACUUAACAAGUUUUGGUCUUUAACAACUUUUUGUGAAGUUAAUGUCAAAAUGUAUGAAAAUGAAAUAACAUGCAAAUUGGGAUAACCCUUUAGGAAGAUUUUCUUUUGGUUGGCUAAUUUCAACUAGAACUUUUUGAAAAUGAUGCCAUUCUGUAUGCUGAAUGACUGAAAUAACGCUUACCUAUGUCUGGAACCUAAUGCAUUAUUUCCCAUUAUUACAUAUCAUUGUCAUUUGUUAAUAUAAAAUUUUAAUAUGUUAUAUGUAAAUAUUUUUAAGUAUAAUAUUAAAUAAAUCAAAUACUUACAUAGGAAUGAUUUAGCGAAUUACCUGCCUUUUAAUGGCUUGGAGAAACGAGCAUGUCUGUCCAAGCGUUCUGUGUUAUAUGAAUCUGUAAAAAGAACAAAAUCAUUGCUAUAAUGUGUUGUGUCUUACUUACAAGCUAGUUAAAGUAAAAAAAAAUAUGUCAAUUUGUUGUGUAAUACAACUCAGGUACUUAUUAAGUGUUGCUUCUGACAGAUUAUCAAUAUCCGAUAGAAAGGAUAAUGUAUGAUGUCAUCUAGGUCAUUCAAGGAAAACACCAUUCAUGCAAACAUGAAUAUUACAAUGAAAUGCGAUUUGCACCCCUGGUCUUCCAUUAAUGCUAGUGAUAUUAAAGGUCCUGUAAUGACAAUGGUUUCUAAAAAGUUACUUUAAAGUUCAUGUGUUUAAGCGGUAUGCAAAUAACCUCUGAUUAGCAACAUCUUUUAUGCAUACAUUAUUGCUGCGUUGCAUUUUGCAUGAAUAUAGUUAUAGAUGGUCGAGUAUCAGUUUCCGGGUAAGACAGGCGGAGUAGAUAUUUAGACGUUUGGAUAUCAGUUUCUGGUUUAAAAAAAAAGAGUACAACCGUUUCAGAUAUCUGGAUGUAAGUUGCUGGAUUAAAGUUACAUGAAGUAGAGAUUCAGAUGUUUUGGUGUCGAUUCUUGGUUAAAGACACGUGGGGUAGAUAUUCAGAUAUCUGGGUGCAAGAUUCUGGUUUAAAGACAUGUGGGUAGAGAUUCAGAUUCUACUGGCCCCCUGUAUUGAAAUUAUAAACAAAAUUGAGCUUUAUGAUUUUGGUCCCUAGGAUAUGUCUGAUCCUAAAUUUCAAACUAGGGGCAGUUAAUCUAGUAUUUUUUUCGUGGCAAUUCUUAACAAAAAAACUUAGGGUCGGGUGGCCAGUCUAAGAUUCAGAUGUGUGGGUGUCGGUUCCGUAGGGAAAGACUCGUGCCCAGCAGUGAACUAGAUUUCUGUGUGAAAUGUUCUUAGAUACACCCGCAUAGAUUGAUUGAGUGAUUGAGAUGUCUGGAUAGCAGUUUUGGGGGUUCAGGCACGUGGAGAGUUACAUGUAGAUGUUUGGGCAUCAGUUCCCGGUGUUAAUCUAAUGCUGUAUAACAACUGUUGUGCUCGACUCUGCCCUUCUGCGAUCUGCUGAGGUCUAAUUUAUCCUUUUUGAACUCAUGAUAUAUUUUUGUAAUUUUUGCAAGAUGAUGAAAUGUUGUAUGCAUAUUUGUCCUUUUAUUAUGUCUCGUCCAUUCAAAUCGUCUUAUAUUAUCAUCAGUAGGUGCAUACUUUAGUUGAAGAAGAAAAACUAAAACCCAAGAUCAAAUUCCUGUUCUAAUUCCUUAGAAUAAGGAUACAGUAUAUUGAUAUAUUUCAAUAAAACAGUUAGAUACAAA